Mugil cephalus (flathead mullet) is the source of this 7953-nucleotide messenger RNA. It is a transcript of the gene tpra, whose product is annotated as translocated promoter region a, nuclear basket protein. Lineage: Eukaryota; Metazoa; Chordata; Actinopteri; Mugiliformes; Mugilidae. Gene Ontology annotation, molecular function: structural constituent of nuclear pore. The record is from RefSeq and is a predicted model, not a curated record. Bases 96 to 7658 code for a protein of 2520 amino acids. Gene Ontology annotation, cellular component: nuclear pore. Gene Ontology annotation, biological process: mRNA export from nucleus; protein import into nucleus. The transcript has 55 exons.
UCUCAGCAGUGUUACAGACAGGGCACAAUUCAACAUUAUUUUACAAGAGUUUGGCGUCCACCUCCUGUUUAUUUUCCCAAGGGGGGUUGGUGGAGAUGUCGGUCGUCCUGCUGCAGGCUCUGGAGCGGACAGAGUUGAACAAACUCCCGAAAGGCGUCCAAAACAAGCUCGAGAAGUUUGUAACAGAGUUGCAGAAUGCUAACGAGGCGCUCAGGACGCAGCAUGAGCGCUUCAAAGCGGACAGUGAGCAACAGUACUUUGACAUUGAGAAGAGACUGGCUGAAGGCCAGGAACAGAUCCUGUCUGCCACCAGAGACCUGCAGACCCUCAAGGAGGAAAAUAAAAAACUCAAUGAAGAGCUGAGCACCCUGAAGGGAAUAGAGGGAGAGACCAUUGAAGACAAACCACCGCAACAGCAAACCAAGGCCAAGUAUGAGAUUGAGGCAGAGAAGAGGGAGCUGGCAAGGCUGCUGGAGAAAAGAACACAGGAAGUGGAGAGUCUUACAGAGGAUGUAAAGCGUCUGAAUGAGAAACUGACAGACACCAACAAAGUCAAGAUGGAGCUGCAGUUAAAACUGGAUGAUAUACAGUCGUCUGCAGCAUCUGUACAGCACCGUGAGAAGCGCGUGGAGCAGGAGAAAGAGCUGCUAGAGAAAAAAAUCGAGUGGUUAUCUGCAGAACUGAAGACCAAAACUGAAGAACUGCUGAACACUAACAGAGAGAAAGGCAAAGAGAUACUGGAGCUGCAGGGCAGCCUGAACAGUAGCAAGGAACAGGUGACCAGACUGGAAAGUCAGCUCACUUCUCUGAAGGAAACCAGCGAAAGCCAGAAUAAAAGAGCUGAAGACCUCAACAAUAAACUGAAACAGGCCAAAGAUGAGCAGAGCGCCAUGGAGGAGAAAUACCGUAAUGAGCUCAACGCUCAUGUCAAGUUGUCUUCUCUCUAUAAGGUAGCGGCCUCAGAUAUGGAGACUAAGAACCAAGAGCUGAGCAGAGCAGUGGAAGAGCUCAGCAAGUUGGUUAAAGAGACUGGGGAAGCAAACAAGGCUCUGGAGAAGAAGGUGUCAGAGGGCGAAGAGCUGAAGACACGGCUUGAGGCCGAGCUAAGAGAGAAGGUCAAAAAAAUGGAGAAGGAGUUGGAAAAUGCCACGACGAAGGCUGCAGGCAGACAGUGCUGUGUCCCAUCUCUGACUGAGGAACAGUUGGACUCCAUGUGUCCCUCAGCAGCUGCCAUUGCUGCAAUUGUCAAGCCAGGCAUGAAGUUUUUUGAUCUGUACAAUGCGUAUGCGGAGUGUCAGACACAGCUGCAGCUUGAGAAGCAGGAAAGCAGGAGAGUAAGCAGGGUGCUGGAUGAGAUCGUCCAGGAGGUGGAGUCCAAAGCCCCUGUCCUCAAACGCCAGCGAGAGGAGUACGAGAGCAUGCAGAGGUCCAUGGCCUCUCUGUGCAACAAACUGGAACAGGCUCGAACGGAAAUCUACAGUUUGCAGAAAGAAAAAGACGAGGCCAAGCAGCACUCUGAUGCUUUGGAGAGAGAAAAAGUGAGGACUGAGAGACAGCUUGAGGAUACAUCUGCACAGCUGUGUGCUCUUCUGGUGGAGCUGGAGGAAGCCAGAGGGAAUCAGGUUACCAAGGACGACGACCGCUCUGCUGACAUUUCCAGCACCUCUGAGGUCAUCAGUCCUCGCCAGCUGUCCUUCCGUAGUGUGGAGGAGCUCCAGAGGCAGAAUCAAAGCUUGAUGGGGAGGCUGAGGGAGCUGGAGGAAGAGAAAGACAGACAACAGAGCCAGGCAGCAUCAGCACGCAUAUCAGAGUUGGAGUCCAGUGUGGAUAAACUUCAGACGGAGGUUGAGCAGCUGAAAGAGCAGAGGAACCAGCAGAAACAGCUGGCCGACUCCAGCGCCAGGCAGAGAGACAUGUACAAGGCCCUGCUGACGCAGAGCACAGGCUUCAACUUGCCCCCGCAAGGUCCAGACUCUUCUUCCCACCCCCCGAAUGUUCGUCCUUCUGUCCCGGCUACACGUUCUAUGCCUCAGAGAGCCGUUGCUGCAGAGUCAGCACAGACUGCUCAGACGAAGGCUGCUUUAAAACAGCUCAACGAUGCCUUCACAUUGUAUAAGAAGGAGAAGGCAGAGAAUGACAGGAUGCUGAAUGAAACAAACGACCGGCUGCAGAAGCAACUGACGGAACUGCGCUCCAGCCAGGCCAAGAUGACUUCUCAACUGGAGUUCAACAACAAGAGGUAUGAGAUUCUCCAGGAGACUGCAUCAGCCUACCGCAGAGAGAUCUCUGCCCUACAGGAGAGGAACCAAAAAAUGUCUCUAACAGCCCAACGUCACGAGCACAUCAUCCACACACUGACCCAGGACCUGAGGCAGGCUACUGAAAAACUGGCCCUGGAAGAGGUGCGCGUGGAGAACCUUUCUAAAGAGAGAGAGAUAUUAAGGCAAGCAGAGAGCCGACUCUACCGAGAGAAGGAAGCCAUUCUGGCAGAGCAGCGAAACCAGAACCUGCUGCUGACCAACCUCAAGGCUAUACAGUUGACCAUGGACCGUACCGAGACUGACACUCGUCAGCGUCUGAACAACAAAAUUGAACAACUGGAGGCAGAAGUGGCUUCGAUGAAGACCAGGCUGGAGCAGGAAGUUGCACAGAGACAUGCCCUAGGGCGGACCAUGGAUGCCCAGCUGUUAGAAGCUAAGAAGCAGUUGGAGACCCAGAACACCCUGCAGCAGAAAACCAGGGAGCUGCUGCGUAGCUCUGAACAGCAGGUAGCUGCACUGAAAACGCAAUUGGCGUCUGCUUCCUCCUCCGAGUCUGUUAAUACCUCCAGCAACACAACCACACCAGUCACCAGAGCUGCAGGCCUCCGAGCACCUCUGAGAGUGCGCUCUCCAGUACCAGCAGGCUCCCAGCAGCCCAGCCAAUCAGAGCAGGAGCUCUCAGACUUGAAAGGUCUCCUGCGUAGUGCUGAGGAACAGAACAGUGAACUAGCAGAGCAGCUGAAGAAUGCUAAUGCUACUGUAGAGCAGUACAGAGCCGUGGUGCUGACUCUAGAAGACAGCCUGAAGAAAGAAAAGGAGUCACGGUUCCCCCUGGAGGUCCAGCUAAAGGAGUCACAGGAGGUACAGAAGCAGCUGGAGAAGAGGAUUGUAGAACUGGAGAAAAUUAAUCAGCAGGGACAAGAGGAGAGGAGGAAAGCUGUGGACGCAGUAGAAAAAGAAGUGUCUGAGCUGCAACGUAGUCUGAAGGCCAGCCAGACAGAGCAGCAGGAGGCGCUGGAGAGGGCUGCUGCUGCUGUCACAAUGGAGCAGAAAGCCAUACAGGACAGCCUGCUGCAGACAAAGCUAGCUGGAGAGGCACAGGCCAAGUAUGAGAGGGAGCUAAUGCUUCAUGCUGCUGAUGUGGAGGCUCUGCAAGAGCUGAAGAAAAGAUCCCAACAAGAAGCAGCACGGAAGAGGGAGUUAGAGGAUCAGCUGAGGAAGACGUCCUCUCUCCUCCAGGAAAAAACUGCAGCUUGGAACCUGAUGGAAAAACAGCUGAAGGAGAACCUGUUGGCUCAGAGCCGUCGUUGUGAGGAACUGGGGAAGCAGAAUAGUCUCCUGCAUCAACAGAUGGAUGAAAUGGCCUCCAGGAGUCGGCAGCUGCAACAAGAACACCAACAGCAGCAGCAGCAGCUUGACCUGUCAUUCAGUGAGGAAGGGAAGACCACUGAACAGAUACUAGAAAUUCUCAGGUUCGUACGUCAAGAGAAGGAGAUUGCUGCGGCCCAAUGUGAGGCGUCUGACGGAGAAGCUCUUCGCUACAAACAGCGAGUGGAACACCAAGACAGAGAGCUGAAGGAGCUACAGGAAGCUCUGAAUGCAGAGAGGGAGAAGAUGCAGGCUACAGCAAAGACUCUGGCUCAGCAGGAGGAGCAGCUGAAGAAGAUGGAGAAUAUCAAUGCCCUUCAAGAAACCAACAGGAUGCUGAAAAUGGACAAAGAUAAACUGGAGCAGGAGCUGCAGCAGGCUCAGGCUAAGGUGACAAAGCUCCAGUCAGACAUCAGUCCUUUGCAUCACUCUCUGUCUCAGCUGUCAGAGAAAAAUGGCUCUCUGCAGGCUGAUAAGAGGAUACUGGAGGACGACCUCAAACGGUGGAAGGCCAGAGCACAGCAACUGGUUAGCCAACAGAAAGAAGGCGACGUUGAGGAGAAGCAAAAACUCACCCAGGAGAGAGAGACUCAGCAGAGACGCAUCACACAGCUAGCUGAAGAGACAGCCAAACUGAAGACUGAACUCACCAGAUCUAAUGCCAGCAGUAACUCGGCUCAGUCUCAGCUGCAAGCCCUGAGAGACUCUCUGAUCCGACUGACCUCUGAAAGAGAUGUUCUGAAAAAAGACAUGGAAACAAAAAACAAUGACAUUCUGGAGAAGAACAAGACCAUCACCCAGGUGAAGAAGAUUGGACGGCGCUACAAGACCCAGUAUGAGGAGCUCAAAGCCCAGCAUGACAAGCUGGUCAGUGAAACGGCUGCCAAAGCAGGAAGUGAGGCCUCUACGAGCCAGGAUGCACAGCAGGAGCUGAACAAAGCCCAAGAGGAGCUCAGCAAGACCCGGGAGGAGCUGAACACACUAAAGGAGGAGGUGCAGAAAAAACAGGAGGAGGCCCAGAAAUCGCAACAAGAGUUGGAGGCUGCUCAGAAGGAAACUCAGCAGACCAAGGAAAAAUUCCAGGAGGUCCAAAACCAGCUGACACAGGUCCAGUCCCAGUUGUCCCAAUCCCAGACUCAACUGCAGCAGAAUCAGAACCAGCUCACCCAGAGUCAGAAAGAGCUUCAACAAGCCAAGAGUCAAACACAGCAGGUACAGACCCAGUUGAAGUCGGCUCAGUCUCAAGCUCAGGCCCGUCAGAACCAGAUUCAGCAGAUCCAGAAGGAGCUCCAGCAGGCUAAAGAUGCCCUGCAGCAGAACCUCGCCAAUCAGAAAAAAAUACAGCAGACUCAACAAAGCAGCCAACAGAGCCACAACCAGGAAAUCAACAACCUUAAAUCUGCUCUGAGUCAGGCAGAGAGCAAGGUGACUGAGCUUCAAGGCCAGCUGGACAGCCUGCAGAAGACGGUUGCAGAGCGUGAAACAGACAUCAAGACCCUGCAGCAGCAGCUAACUGAAGCUAGCCAGGCUAGUGAUGCUAGCCAAGCCACACAGGCCAACCAGAACCAGAGUUCUCAGUCCAUCCAGGCCACUGAUGCUAAUGCUGCUAAUGAUGCUAACCAGGCAGUACAAGAGGAGCUGGCAAAACUCAGACAGGAGCUGUCUGAGAGCAAGAGUAGAGAGGAGCAGCUCAAACAGCAGAUGACUGAGAAAGAUGAGAAGACCAAAAAGGUCUUCUUGGGAGCCAAGACCAAAAUCAGCCAGUUAAACAAUGCUAAAGAGCAGCUCAGUCAGGAGAUAGAAGAACUGAAACAGAGUAAGGAAGAACUGGAGGUGAGAAUGAACGCCCUCAAGUCUCAGUACGAAGGACGACUCCUUCGACUGGACAGAGAGCUAAGAGAACUGAGAGAGACACAAACACACUCUGACCCCAGAGAGGAGCCACUGGACCAGAGUGGAGCUAAGGUGGGUGAUCAGGCCAGGUCUGCUGACCAGAGACAAAUUUCUUUGAAGAGUCCUGCUCAAGACAGGGGAAGCUCCAGCUUGUCUGAACCUCCCACUGCCAACAUCCGUCCCACCACAAGUACACCAUCUCCUAGCAAUAAGCCUAGCCCCUCCCCUGGUAGCAAGGCCACGCCUCGUGCCAGCAUCCGACCUAUGGUUACACCGGCAACUGUCCCCAUCCCAACACCUACAGCCACUGUGAUGCCCACCACACAGGCUGACAGUCAAGAGGUGCUGAUGAAUGCAGGAGCUUCUGUGCACUCGACCAGCUCCAGUCUGGGGAACGCCCCCACCUCCAUAACUCAGCCAACCAGCACCCAGACCACAGCUUUUGUACAGCCCACUCAGCAGCAGGCUUCCAGUCAGGGUGCAGGCUCUAGCUCAGAGGCAGAGCGACCAUCUACAUCCUCUUCCCUGAUUGGAACAGGUUCUAAGCGUGUCCGAGAGGAUGAGCAGGAGGAAGAGGAGAGUAGACCAGAGAGUACGCACACGCCUCCGACCACUAAAAAACUAAGACUGAAACCAAAAAUAACACUGCAGAUGGAAGCUGAGGAGGAGAUGGAGGGAGAGCUGAGGGAUGAGGUGGAACGUCAGGAUUCACCAGAUGACAGUCAGGCACUCCCAGAAGAGGUUUUCCCACUUUUAGAAGAUGAUGAGGACAACGAGGAUGAGGGUGUGUCACAGUCUGUCCCUUCUGAUCAGAUGUCCUCCCAGGGCUCAGCCAUAGUUCGUGACGUGAUAGUAAUCGACACAGACAGCGAGAGCCGUGAGAGCAAAGAGGGGGAGAAGCAGGAGGGAGAAGAUGAAGAGGAGGAGGAGGAGGAGGAAGAGGAGGAAGAAGGCGAUGAGUAUAAGGAGGAAGAGGAUGACGAUGAAGAUGACGAUGAUGCUGCUGACAGCCGAAUGAGGGAAGGAGACGAGAGUAAUGAGGAGAGCAGAGAGGCCGGAGAAGAGGAAGAAGGCGAGGAGCCGUCAGAAGGCACUAAUGCUGAGGAGAAUGUGAGUGGAGCGUCUUCAGGCUCCCAGCGUCCCUCCGAGCCGACACACAGCGGUGAAAGCUGCAGUGGUGCAGCAUCAGAGUCUGACCAUCCCAGAGACCCUCUACACCUCCCCCCAACCUCCUCCUGUGCACCCUCCACAUCGUCAUCUCUCACACCCCGCCUGCCCCAUACACGUAGGCCCCCACACGCCCUCCCACCACGGCUCUACAUCCAACCUCCAGCUGCUGAGCUGGGACCCCCACAUUCACAGAGACAGUCUUCUCAGCUCCGACGACCAUCAUCAGGACGUGGACCUCAACUAACCCCAGGAAUAGGCAGUAUGCAGCCUUUCUUUGAUGAUGAUGACAGAAUGGUUCCCAGUACUCCCACUCUGGUAGUACCACACCGCAACGAUGGCUUCGCUGAGGCUAUACAUUCUCCUCAGGUAGCAGGUCUAUCCACCAGGUUCAGGUUUGGACCUCCAGAAGACUUGCUGCCUCAGACAUCAUCCUCACACUCUGAUCUGGGACAGUUGGCCUCUCAAGGAGGUUUGGGUAUGUAUGAGUCUCCUCUGUUCCUGGCUGCUCACGAUGAAGACGGAGGAGGAAGGAGUGUCCCAACCACGCCUUUACAAGUGGCUGCACCAGUGACGGUCUUUACUGAGUCCCUGCCUUCAGAUGCUGGUGACAACAUGGCCUCCCAGUCGGUUCCCAUGGUAACUGCCUCCACUGGGAUGGCCGGUGCUGCCGAUGAUGGUGAUGAGGUCUUCAUGGAGCAAGAAGGGGAUGGGCCUGGUAUUGAAUCUUCCUUGGAGAGUCAAGGAGACAUCGAGUCAGCAGGACAGCAAAAUGAUGACGUAUCCCUGCCGUCUACCAGCCAAGAUCCUGACACGAGCAGUGUUCCUCAGCGCCGCACAAUGACCAGUCAGCUUCUGAUGAGAGGAGGAAGUAGAGGAAGAGGAGAGGCCAGGACUUUUCUCAGCCGUAGAGGAACUUUCUCUCGAGGAGGCAGGGGAGGAGCCAUGGGUAGAGGGGGCAUGGCCUAAUAUUGACAUGACAUGUUGAUUGUGCUCUUUGUUAUCCAAGAAAGAUGGCAAUUCUCAGAUUUCAAAUUCAGUGCAUCCGUAAAUCUGAAUUCCAAUCAAAAUCAUUUAUCACAUUCUUGCAACAGAUGUAAGGUAACCUUGUUUGAGAUAUGAUAGGCCACACUGAGGUCCAGUGAUUUGCUUUAGUUGUUUUUUUUUUGUUUGUUUUACGUGCGUUCAUGAGUAGCCUUGGUUUGCUCUCUUUGUGAGCUGUCUACACCUAUGUUUUAAUAAUAAAGUGGCAUAUUGAGUAAAA